Messenger RNA from Ixodes scapularis (black-legged tick), 2646 nucleotides. Its product is annotated as AKT-interacting protein. The transcript has 10 exons. The record is from RefSeq and is a predicted model, not a curated record. Lineage: Eukaryota; Metazoa; Arthropoda; Arachnida; Ixodida; Ixodidae. Bases 652 to 1419 code for a protein of 255 amino acids.
UCCUUCAGUUUGGUGUUUAGCCAUAGGCUUCUUGCACUGACGUCACAUCGCACACUUUUGAACACCAAGUAAGAGGAGGAGAGGGAAGCUGCUUUUGUAAGAAUUUCGAGUGACGGGUUAAUCUUCUAUAAUCUUCUGGGGGGAGAAUAGCGACGCCUGUACAAAUCCGGGAGGCACAAAGGAGGAUCCUGAUAAGAGGGGAGCUCCUUCUUUCCCUCUUCUUUGGAGGGCAACGGAAGUGACGUCCUGUGCAAGGAGCCUAUAGCUUUGGCCGGAAGUCGCUCUUGGUCUCGUUUCUUUUUUUUUUUUUUCCUGCUUGCGCGUAGGGGUUUGCGCGUAUUCUGUGUAAAUUGCUUGGUUCAUCUUGGUUCACGUUAAAUCACUGCAGUUCGUAUUAUGUAUUACUGGAAAUAAUCACUCGCUAUUCCGUGCUUAGCUGGCCUAGCUGGCUGCUGUAGUCACGCCUGUUGCGUUCCUCCUUCAUCAAUCGUCGGCUCAAGUUCGAUACCCAGGGAUUGGAGAGGCAGCUGCUACUGCUUUGUAAAGCAACUUCUCGAGCUUCUACCCGGGAGAAAUGUGCCUGAGCAGAAAGUUCAUUGUUUUAGGCUUCCCUAUGAAGAGGUAGCUGCCUUUGACCAACAUAGCUGCAACAUGUCCAUGCGCUCUAGUCGCAAGAUGCUACCAGCAACACCUGAGGGGGUCGGAAGCCACUGCCUGCAACCACUGGAGCGACGCAGCCAUGGGGGCCAUGCAUACGGCCCCGUUUUCCUAGAGUAUUCACUCAUGUCUGAAUAUCUAUUACUGAUGAAGCAGCAGCUUUCAGGUGUAUACGUAAUGCCAUCAGCAAGUUCAGCAUUCAUGUGGUUUGGUGUGCUCUUCAUCCGGCAAGGCCUCUAUCAGGGUGGCGUGUUCAGGUUCACGCUCCACAUCCCAGACAGCUACCCCGAAGGAGACUGCCCGGACCUGGUAUUCGAACCACCCAUCUUCCACCCUCUCGUUGACAUUGGAACGGGAGAACUAGACAUCAAACGCAACUUCCAAAAGUGGAGGAAGAAUGUCAACUACCUGUGGCAGGUUCUGCUUUGUGCACGACGAGCCUUCUACAAGAUUGAGACUCAGACCCCCCUGAAUCCUGAGGCGGCCACACUGUAUGAACAGAACCUGGACCAGUUCAAGGUGAAAGUGGCAGAGAACUUGGCUGUCUGCGAGGAGCGACUGUACGAGCAACCCUCCAUGGACGACGGCCAUGCUUUCCACUUCCUGCCUUGGGAUGACAAUGUCCGGGAACGAGUUGCCCAGCGUCACAUUCUCAGCAGGGUGGAAGCCAUGGAAGAUGCAGCAGAAGAUUCUCCUACGAGCGUGGGUCUGACCUGGGUGAAGCGAGGCUGCAUGCAAGUGUUCUCCAAGACCGUGUCGUGAUGCCUCGCUGAUGCCUACCUCGUCCACAAGCUCCGAGCAACCAAUUUUACCCAGACUUCUACAGCCUUCUCGCCAGAAGGCAUUUGCUCCCUCCUGCAUAGUUGACUGCAUGAAAACAGCUUGCGGCUUUCUAUUGUCAAGCUGCCUGUUAGGCUUCUUGGUGAGAGCUUUUAGCAACUUUGGGGACCUACAACUAGAGAACAUCCCAUGAGCACUGUGGCAUUAGUCCAAGAGAGAUAUGUAUUUUGAGAUUAAUUUUAAGGGUCACACGACUGCAUGAAUUGAACUUUUUACUUGUUCGGUGUGUUCUGAAUCCCCUGCCAAAUUGAUACGGUGUUCUAUAGAUGUGUCAUGGCCCUUAACUGUGGCAUAGGCACAUGCCAUAGGCACGUGCCAUCGGUGGUCAGAUACUUUAUUUGGUUUGUAAGUGUACUUUGUUAGAGAUGUAUUGUGUUGAUUUUGUUUGCACUGCUAGCUUCGGAGGCGCAGGAAGGCAUGCACCGACUCUGUGAAUUAAGCAUGUGCGUGUGUCGUAAGCUGUGGGCAUUGCACAUUCGCAGGUAGCUGGUUUCUCCGAGCGAAACAUCUGUGUCUGUGCCGUGCCGCAGUCAGUGCCACCACUCUGGCGCGAGUUCGGGCAGGGAAGUUUGAUACAUUUGUGCAGUUGGCAACGAUCUUAUUCCCUACUGUCGUCAAGCUCCAAGGCUUGUGCAACUAGACAAUUUUAAGAAAUAACCCGUAAACCACUUCCCUGGAAUAUUGCACUUGCACUAAAAUACCACAGUGCCCACCCAAACUUGCAAGAUAAUUGCAAGAAACUUUGGAGGUGGACACUUGCUCAAGUGAAAUUAGCGCAUGUUUUAUAUAUAUAAGCUAUUUCUGACGUUGUGAAAAAUCGGUGGUGGGACUCUCGUCAAAGGGGGCUCAUUCAUGACUGUCUUAUCGGGAAAAACGAGUUCCAAAUAAUUCCGCAAUUCUCUUUCUCAGGAACGAAGGUCCCUGUGGCUCGUGCAGUCCAUUAGGAAAUUUAAUGCAGGUCAUAUCGGCAUAGUCAUUUUGCAACAUGUGUACUUUGUGGCAUUCAUGGUAAUGAAAUGUCAAAGAAUGCUAUCUUAUGCUGAAAUGCAUAGCUGUGCUAGGCAAGCCCAAUCUCAGUUUAGUUAUUUUAUUUUUUUCUAAGGUGUCACUCAUUUUUGGUUUUUAAAUAAACACUUGGAAGACCGUAUA